This is a messenger RNA of Populus trichocarpa (black cottonwood), 1784 nucleotides long. Its product is annotated as E3 ubiquitin-protein ligase At1g63170. Gene Ontology annotation, molecular function: zinc ion binding. Bases 347 to 1645 code for a protein of 432 amino acids. NCBI's taxonomy places the organism in Eukaryota, Viridiplantae, Streptophyta, Magnoliopsida, Malpighiales, Salicaceae. The record is from RefSeq and is a predicted model, not a curated record. The transcript has 5 exons.
AAUAAAAAUAUAAAUAUUCCCUGACCAGGUAGGGAAGCAAUGGAGGUCCAAAGCUGACUCUUCCUUUCUGUUUUUCUCUCCUUUUAAAACAAAAAAUAAAAUUAUCAAAGCGACCAGCUUUCUUGCACUCUCCGCGCCAAAGCGACACCGUUUUCAUCUUUCUUCUCCUCUUUAGCUCCAAUUCAAUCUGAAUUGGGAUUGUUCCGCUGCUUGUGGUGUCUAGUAAUUUAAGUUUUUGUGGGACGGACAUCUCAGAGAAAUCUUGGGACGGAGUGGACAUUGAAGCUGUGAUCUUGUUCCAGUGAUUCUAUGCUUUCAUCAUUUUCGGUUGUCUUGUUGGACUUAAAUGGAUGUUGCCUCAACGGAACUACAUUCUGAAAAUCAGACUGACACUUUCCCAUUGUUAAUGGAGCGGCAAGAGAAUCCUAACAGUAGUGAGCAUAUUAUUGACAUACGUAACGAGGUCUCUGUAUCACCAUCUCACAAUAGAAUUUCAACUGGUUUGGAAGCGUCAUUGCAUGAGGACAGACCUUUGAGUGGCGUGAGAGCACCCACUUCUCCGCCUCCGACAUCUUUGUCUAAUGGAACAAACUCUCGGAGCUCCUCAUUAAUAAGGAGAGGGGAAGCUCGUCGACGCAGGAGUCCUUUGAACUCUGGUUUAUGGAUUUCUGUUGAAUUGGUUCUCACGUUGAGCCAGAUUAUUGCGUCUAUUGUUGUUUUGUCUGUGUCGAGGAAGGAACAUCCACGUGCACCAUUGUUUGCAUGGAUUGUUGGUUAUGCAUCAGGAUGUGUGGCAACCCUCCCUCUUCUUUACUGGCGUUAUAGUCAUCGUAACCAGGCUUUGGAGCAAGACUCAGCUCAAAAUCAUCAGGGUUCUGCACAUAUUAACGUUCCUGCAGGACCCUUUUCUCUUUCAGUUAGUAGGAAUUCAGAAGGGGAGGAUCGCCGAUCUGCUACUACAUCACCUAGAGGUGGCCAAAAUGCAGUACUGAAUGCAAGACUCAAGGUUUUGUUGGAAUACUUCAAAAUGGCUUUGGAUUGCUUUUUCGCAGUUUGGUUUGUGGUUGGCAAUGUGUGGAUAUUUGGAAGCCACUCAUCUGCGGAGGAGGCUCCAAACUUGUACAGGUUAUGCAUAGUGUUUCUUACAUUUAGCUGUAUCGGAUAUGCUAUGCCCUUUAUUCUGUGUGCAACAAUCUGCUGUUGCUUGCCUUGUAUAAUUUCUAUUCUCGGGUUUAGAGAGGAUCUGACACAGACAAGGGGAGCCACACCCGAAUCAAUUGAUGCCUUGCCAACGCACAAGUUUAAGCUGAUUAAAAAUAGAAAUGGUGAGGAUAGCAGCUCUGGUGCUGCUGAUGGUGGGAUCGUGGCUGCAGGGACAGAAAAGGAACGUGUGAUUUCAGGAGAAGAUGCAGUUUGCUGCAUUUGUUUGGCAAAAUAUGCAAACAAUGAUGAGCUGAGGGAGCUACCAUGUUCUCAUUUCUUCCAUAAGGAUUGUGUAGACAAGUGGCUGAAGAUCAAUGCAUCAUGUCCUCUUUGCAAGAGUGAGGUCGGUGAAAGUAUUUUAGGUUCACUCCCCGGGUUAAAUUCUAGCCAGAGACGGGUUGAAAAUGGGGCCGGCAAUGGCAUGGCCAGCACCAUGUUUUGACCCUCUAUAUCACACAAAUAGUAAUAUCAUACAUAAAUAAUUACGAUUUUGACUAUGCUGUAAAAAGUACUUCAUUCUUCUCUUUCUAUGAGUCUCAUGGACCAAAAAUUUAAUUAAGAAUUGGUGAAGUACUCUUCCA